Messenger RNA from Dicentrarchus labrax (European seabass), 3231 nucleotides. It is a transcript of the gene oma1, whose product is annotated as OMA1 zinc metallopeptidase. Gene Ontology annotation, cellular component: mitochondrial inner membrane. The transcript has 8 exons. The coding region runs from base 413 to 1990 and encodes 525 amino acids. Gene Ontology annotation, biological process: protein quality control for misfolded or incompletely synthesized proteins; mitochondrial protein processing. Gene Ontology annotation, molecular function: metalloendopeptidase activity. Lineage: Eukaryota; Metazoa; Chordata; Actinopteri; Moronidae. The record is from RefSeq and is a predicted model, not a curated record.
UUUCUAGGGGGGUCGUUUUAGGAGCAGCAGCGCCCAAACAGUCAAAGUUCCGUUCAGUCUGUUGUUAAAAGUACUGACGUUUCGUGUCGUAACUAAUGUUUCUUAACUCGGUGUGUUAGUGUGUUAAGUACACACUUUAGGGACAAACAUUUCCGUGUACAGCCGUUGUGUGGCGGGGACAGAGGUCAGUUGUAGCUAGCGUCCACCGGUAGCAGUGACAUUGACAGCUGGCAGCAGUAAGGACUUUAUAGUAACUUCACUAACAGCUGGAGUAAAAACGAGUAACGCUAACGUCCUUGGAGAGUCAUUUCUACAUUACCAUGGGGCGUCGUCUGCAUUUGCGACGGACUUUCCUUCCGCCAGGUCAGUCUGAGGAGUGAAAUCAGGAAGAGUGAACUUACCACCAAGGACAAUGGUUUUACUUUGUGUUCAUCUGUUCAGGAGCAGUCGCCUCUGUUCUCUCCCUGCUCAUCUCACACGAAACUUCCAGGUGUGCAAACAAAGUGGACAUCCUCUGAAGGAGCCACACUCAGUGUCCUCUAAGAUCACCUCUCACUUCAGAGCCACUCCGACAGGACCAGCUCUCCUACCCUGCAGCAAUGGACGGACGGUGUGUUUCCAGAUUAGCCCCAAAACCAGUUUACCCCUGCAGCGGUCUGGUGCUGUCCUGACCCAGUUCGGACACCACUUCCACACCUCAGCCCCUGUGAGGGCCCUGCCUGCUCCUCUCAUAUGGCUGGUGCUCAAACCUCUGCAGAAGCUGCUGGCUAUAAUACUGGGCAGGAGUAUAAGGAAGUGGUGGGUGGCUCUACCAGCCAACCGCCGGCAGCUCAUGCGCCAAUGGGUCUGGCAGCGCCGCUGGCAUCUGGCAGCUGGAGCAGGCGUUGCUAUGGUGAUUGUAGCACUCCUUCUCCUGACCCACCUGGAUGAGUCCCCAGUGACGGGACGGACCCGCCUCCUGGUGUUCAGCAGAGAGAACUACAUGAAACUGGCAACUCUGACUUCAGAGGCCUACAUGGAGGAGUUUGCAGAGAUGCUGGUUCCAGUCACUGACCCUCGUCACCAGGUGGUGGAGCGGUUGGUGCAGCACCUGGCACUAAGGAACAAGGACAUCCCUGAAGUGUCUGAUGUAACCUGGAACGUCCACGUGGUGCAAAGUCCCAACGUCAACGCCUUUGUCCUCCCGAAUGGGGAAGUGUUCAUGUUUACGGGGAUGCUGGAUGUUACGGCAGAUGUUCACCAGCUCAGCAUUAUCCUGGGACACGAGAUGGCUCAUGCUAUAUUGGGACAUUCUGCAGAACAGGCCAGUCUGUCUCAUGUCGUGGACCUCCUGUCCCUUAUUCUGCUGACAGCCAUCUGGGCCCUGUGUCCUCGAGACAGCCUGGCACUGCUGGGACAGUGGGUACAGGACAAGCUUUCCCAGUUGAUGUUUAGCCGUCCCUUCAGUAGGAAACUGGAGGCUGAGGCCGAUCAAGUUGGAUUGCAGUUGGCUGCUAAGGCCUGUGCAGAUGUGCGAGCAGGCCCCGUAUUCUGGCAGCAAAUGGAAAUCAGAGACCAGCUGAGAGAAGAGCCCAAUUUCCCAGAGUGGCUGUCCACACACCCGUCGCACAGAAACAGAUACAUCCAGCUGGACCGCCACAUACCACAGGCUCUGGAGUUGAGGGAGAGCUGUGUCUGCCCUGCUUUACCUGCUACUGACCCUCGCUCCAUCUUCUCCAAGAGCGUCCGUGUGUUGCUGGAAAACGCUAUGGACCAGGGGAGAGGAGGGCAAGAAGGUGUACACAAACCCCACCUGCCCCACAGCACUGCCUCACUCCCCAACGGACUGCCUGCAGGUCUUUUUGCCCAAACUGCCCUUUCUCUUUCCCCAAAUGUGGAGCAAGAGAGUAAAGGCCCAGUCCCACUCGUAGAUUCAGAGUUAACUGUUGCAGCCCCUAUCACUGUUUCAGAGCAGGAAGGAUCCCCACACAUGGUGCAGAGUUCUAGUUGACAGGGGUGUUAAAUCCUCACAAAUUUCUACAAACCUCUAGUUUUUCACAAACUAGCUAUUUGCAUAAGUAAGUGAGUGAUUUGUAUAUUGGUCUGCUCGCAUAGUUUCAUUGUCUGUUAGUUAGUAGUCCCUGGGUGCACAGGUGGUGAAGGGGUAAAGUUCUCAACCACCAUCCCAGGGCACUAGAAACUCUUACUGGCUGCCAGCACAAUGGAGGGUGGAGCUGGGUAAUGUGAAAAGAAGCUGCUCUGGUCAAUCUAAAUGUGGAAAAUUGGUGGAUUACGUCUACAAAAUUAAAUAGAAAAAGAAAAAAGUGAUUCAAGGCCUAUCCUAACCUUUCCCUCUACUGCAACAGCCUUCUGACUGAACUUCAGAUAAUUUAACCAUGCCUAGUGACUACAAAGAUGCCACAUUAAUUAGAUAACCUCGAACGGUGAAAUGCUGAAUGAAUCUUAGUAACGCUUCCAUACAUUGCGAGAUUAAUAUGUGCAUUAUUCAUCAACACACGGCAACAGACGAGAGUAAGCACUUUGUGUGGUGCAUGUUGGAGGCUUCGACCAUGGCAGGCAGAGGACAUCUACAUUCUCAUUAUGACGGCUGCAUUCUCAUGCCACACACAUAGCACUUAAUGCAUUCUCUAGCCUGAGGGACUUAAUGGUGUAAAUUUAUGCCGGGUUGUUUGCAGGUUUUAAAACACAGCUUUCUGCAGAAGAAUGGCAAAUAUCCACCGUCAAGCUUUGAGAAAUCUUUCAUGGGAUUUUGUAAAAUCUUAUUUAACAAGGCAAGCUGACUGAGAAAACAUUCUUAUUUACAGCAACAGCCCGCGGAAGCAGUCACACACUAGAGAGGGGAGGGCAGUUAUGGUUCAUAUCUGGGUAAUCUUCGCUGUGUGUGUGUGCUGAAACAAAGUAGCACACUUGGUUAAACUGUGAAAUCAAAAAAAUGACUACUGUGUUUUCAUUUGGGAUAAAUUAUUUUAUUUGUGUCAUGCAUUUUAGGCACAGGGCCUGUAUCAGGUUAAAAAACAUCAGUCGACAGUCUUUACAUGUGCUGUGGAAGCUUUUGCUGCAAACAGGGUAGGUCUAUAUUAGAAUAUGUGUCUAUAUUGGAAUAAGUAGGGGUUGUGCAAAAAUGUGCAAUGAAAAAGCCAAGGGAAUGUAGGUUUUUGCAUAUCAAUAACUCAGCAGGAACGUGCUCUGUGUGCAAGUAGCAGGCAAAAAAUAAAAUAAUUAAAAAGAAAA